Messenger RNA from Monascus purpureus, 1473 nucleotides. Lineage: Eukaryota; Fungi; Ascomycota; Eurotiomycetes; Eurotiales; Aspergillaceae. The record is from the annotation of a GenBank genome assembly.
AUGGCUGUGGCAGACGAUGUAGUCGCCCCCCCCGACGAUGCCAAAGACUUCGGUGCCCUCGAGCAGAAGGCUGAGUCUGGGAGCAUCCAUGAGGCCGAUGAAGCGGUCUUGGACCCGAGGAAGGAGAGGAAGCUGCUCAUGAAGCUGGACGCUGUCUUUGUUCCCAUUAUCAUGUUGACCUAUCUGUCCUGUUUCUUGGAUCGGUCCAACAUCGGAAAUGUCAAGGUCGCGGGCAUGCCAGAGGCCAUCCACGCCUCUCCCACCCAGUUCUCCACGGCCGUGUCCAUCUUCUACGCGACCUAUGUCAUCCUCGAGGCGCCGUGGGCGGUGCUCAUGAAGAAGCUGACGCCCCGGUACAUCCUCACGGGCCUGUGCAUUAUCUGGUCCAUCACCACCGUCUUCACGGGCUUUAUCGAAAAUGUCGCCUCCCUGUACGCCACGCGCUUGAUCCUCGGGGGCUGUGAGGCCGGUCUGUUUCCCUGUCUGAACCUGUAUCUCACCAUGGUCUAUCGACGAGAGGAGCAGGCCAAACGAGUCUCCUACCUUAUGAGCUGUGCGGCCAUCUCCGGUGCUGUCGGCGGUCUUUUGGCUUAUGGCCUGCUGCAUAUGGAUGGAGUAGCAGGAAAAGCCGGAUGGAGAUGGGUCUACAUCAUCGAAGGCCUCUUCAGCUUCGUCUGCGCCCUGAUCAUCUGGUUCGGACUCCCCAACGACCCCUCAAAUGCCUACUUCCUCACCGAUGAGGAGAAGUGGAUGAUGAGCGUGCGCAACGAACAACGCCGCAAAUACAUGGGCAGCGAGAAGUUCAGCUGGGAAGAGAUGAGGAUUGAACUAAGAGACCCCAAGGUCUACUUUAGUUCUGUCAUCCAGUUCUGCCAGGAUAUCCUUCUCUACGGGUUCAGUACCUUUUUGCCCGCCGUUCUCAGGAGUCUGGGGUACAGUUCGCUUAUGAGUAAUGUUCUCACCGUCCCGGUGUACGCGUGGGCAGCUAUUAUUUACAUUGCUAUGGCUUAUUUUGCGGAUCGGUAUUCCAAAUAUGCAGUCUUCCUCAUCGGAGGCAACUUCUUCGGUAUAGCAGGCUACAUCAUCCUCCUCGCCUCCUCCAGCGACGCCGUCAAAUACUUCGGCACCUACCUUUGCGCCGUCGCGACAUACACCGGUCCCGGACUGAACGUGGCCUGGCUGAACGUCAACGUCGCACCGCAGUACCGCCGUGCCCUCGCCAUCGGUCUGCAGCAGUCCAUAGGAAACUGUGCCGGCAUCGUCGCGGGACAGAUCUACCGCAAAUCCCCGUAUGUCCUGGGGAACGCGUUUUCCCUGGGAUCGAUGGUGGUGGCUCAGGUGGCUAUUGUCGCGCAUGCAUUGUACCUGCGCCGGGAGAAUGCGGUUAAGGGGCAGAUUGAGAAUGGGGAGAAAGAGGAUACGAGGCGCGUGCAGACCGGUGAUGGGGCGGUGGACUUUAAGUAUUAUUAUUGA